This is a messenger RNA of Schizophyllum commune H4-8, 208 nucleotides long. RefSeq lists its product as uncharacterized. The coding region runs from base 19 to 186 and encodes 55 amino acids. The record is from RefSeq and is a predicted model, not a curated record. The transcript has 3 exons. Lineage: Eukaryota; Fungi; Basidiomycota; Agaricomycetes; Agaricales; Schizophyllaceae.
CUUGCUACUGUCUUCUCAAUGUACGGUAAACUUGGUUUGCCGCCGCAAUUGUGGCCGAGCAGUACCUCCUGCUCCGACGCUUCAAGUCGAGGCGGACUUGGCGACGCGUUGCUCGUUGGCCCAUCCGACCGCGCUCAGAAAGCGCUAGCUUCCCGACCGUCGAUGCAGCGACGCGGUCGCGCAUAGCCCUUACGCAGAGAAGUUCACG